AUGACGAAUGAAAAAGGCAAGGAAGAAUGUAUCAAGAAACACGAGGCAGAAUGUGCCAAGACAUGCGAGCAAAAAUGUACAGACGAAUGCAAGCAAAAAUGUAUUAAAGAAUGCGAGGACAAGUGUACCAGGCCACAGUGGGAUACGAACAUAAUUAAAGGUUUUACACUCCCUUUCUGGCUUCUUUUUAGGUACAUCACUUACAUCAUUAAUAGCGACUGCAUCAAGGGUUGCAAAAACUCUGAACGUCGCAAAAACUCUGAGUCAUGUUGCGAGGCGUGUUGCCACGAUUGUACAAAUUUCUUUUUAGAUUCGUUGAAAUGUCUUGGUAUGUGUUUCAUAUUUUCAUUUUCUCUAGCUUUGUAUGUAGUUCUUGUAGCAUUUUGUUUGCUAAAAUUUUGUUUUAUUGACUUAAUAUUCCACUUUGUUUGGCCACAUCAUUGUCCUGCCAAGUGUUUCCCAAAAUUUUUGGUUUUUUUAUUAUUAAGGCUUGUAACUUUGGUCAUAUGCGUCCUUUUCACAGGCACAAUUUUUAUUUUCGCUCUUUCUGUAGUUGUUGGUUUAACUCUUAACGCAGAAUACUUUAACCCUUUCAUUGCACCCAUUUUGACUAUGAUAAUCUAUUUUUGGAAGAAUUGGAAGUUUUCUGUAGAAGCAAAAUGUUUGCAACUCAAAACGUUAAUUAUCAAAGUUUGUAAGGAGAAAGCAAGGGCACCGGAAAACGAACAGAUCUCAAAGAACAGUGGUACAAAUGUAAAUGGAGAAAAUAACAAUAAAUUGGCGGCCAAGGAUCGCUUUCUUGACUUCCUAUGCCCAUGCUUUCGAGAUACCAGUAAAGAUCCACACACCUGGAGAUGUGGAAAAAAUCUUUGCUGUUGCUCCAUGAAAAACACUAAUACCAGAAAUGGCGAAAAGCAGGACGUUACAACUGAAAUAAGUGGUAAUAGUAAAACCAGAGGACCUAGUGACAGCCAACCUUCACCAUCGAAAGCGUCAGGAGAUACUUCGGACACUGAAGGGAACAAUGCUAAAAAUGAUCGUAAAACCGAAGGAAAAAAGGAUCAGGAACAACAUGUAACACCUUCGGGAUAUCAUGAAGAAGGUAAAAGUGAAUCGGGUCGGUCUAGUGACAGCCGACCUGCAACAUCGAAUGCGUCAGGAUUUAAUAGAGACAAUUUGGGGAGUACAGGCGCUGAAAGUGAUCGUGGUAACGGUCGUAACAAGGAAGCAGAUACGGAUAAGAACAGUAAAGUAGACAACGAACUCGUUAUCAAAUUUGAUAAACAUGGCGAGGCAAUGAUUUCCAUAGAAUUUUACAAAAAAGUCGAGAAAGAAAUUCUUCGUUUGGACCAGCUUGUGUUCUAUUUCUUCAGAAGAAUGAUUCUCGUUGGUGUAUAUGUUUUAGGUUUCAUCAUCGUCAUGGUUGUAGUGCGGGAAUCGGGCCUUUCUGAAAGUGUGCAAUUAAUCAGUGCAAUAGCAGGCGCCCUGAUACUCUUUGUUUUUGACACGAUUUUUGCCGAACACCAUAUAUCACAAAAGAAUUCCAGGAAUGCGGCAACGAGGGAAAAACUUGAACAUAUCUUGAAAGUUAACAAAUAUGAAAACAACACUAUUUUUGUUGAAGUAAUUAAUAUUAACAACGAUAAAAGUCAAGGAAUUGCAGAACCUGUCGAAAAACCUGUCGAAGAGGGGGCUACCGCCCCUAGCAUGGUAUAA
Messenger RNA from Paramuricea clavata, 1716 nucleotides. NCBI's taxonomy places the organism in Eukaryota, Metazoa, Cnidaria, Anthozoa, Malacalcyonacea, Plexauridae. The record is from the annotation of a GenBank genome assembly.